Molecule: messenger RNA, 6180 nt
Organism: Pygocentrus nattereri (red-bellied piranha)
Lineage: Eukaryota; Metazoa; Chordata; Actinopteri; Characiformes; Serrasalmidae
Gene: ntrk2b
Product: neurotrophic tyrosine kinase, receptor, type 2b
Exons: 18
Coding region: 392-2776 (794 amino acids)
Biological process (GO): protein phosphorylation; cell surface receptor protein tyrosine kinase signaling pathway; trans-synaptic signaling by neuropeptide, modulating synaptic transmission
Cellular component (GO): axon; signaling receptor complex; plasma membrane
Molecular function (GO): ATP binding; brain-derived neurotrophic factor receptor activity; brain-derived neurotrophic factor binding
Source: RefSeq, a predicted model, not a curated record
GUUGCUCGGCCGUGCUAAAGGGGAGCCUAUCGGAUUUUACUCCGCUCGGAUUCCACGGCAAAAAAAGAAAAAUCGGUGGCGGAUCCAGACGGCUUUCUCUUUUGCGAUUGCGUCGAGAAUUCGCUCUAGCUGGACUUUAAGGACAGAAACGAAGAGGAAAGCGUCUUGGAGUCCCCAAGCUGCGGCGGCGACCUGUGAUGGUGUGAUCUCGCCAUUCUGCUGAGCUCAGGCUCCCUCCAUGACAGUGUCGCCCAGCGGCGCCCAGCGGCUCUGCGCAUCGCACCUCAGCGGCGGCGAGCGGGGCGCCAGUGGAGGAGAGGAAUAAGUGAUUUUACCGAGUGGUGGCUGUGUUGGUGGAGGUGGUGGUGGGGGACUAUCGCGGAGAGCUACCAUGGUCGGAAUGGCUCGCUGGAGCUUUUAUGUUGUUUUGAUGGGGCUGCUGAAGCUCGCCUCUUCUUGUCCCGCAUCCUGCUCAUGUAACACCUCAAGGAUCUCGUGCGUCGACCAAGAGCCUGGCAUCGAUGAGUUCCCCAUCCUGGUGCCCGAGACCGACAUGGAAAACAUCACGGAUAUAUAUAUCACAAAACAGAACAGACUAUUUACAAUCACUGAGGACCACAUGAAGUUUUACACAAAUCUCAGGAAUCUAACAGUGACCAAGACUCAUCUAACAUCUGUAUCUUCAAAAGCCUUUGCCAACAAUGCCAAACUUCAGUAUUUGAAUCUAAGAGACAACAAUUUGUCAACACUGUCAUGGACAGUGAUUCGCAACUGCAACAUGUCAACUUUGCUGCUUGCUGGAAAUCCUCUAUGGUGUGCCUGUGAGAACAUGUGGAUCAAGGCCUGGCUGGAGGACAGUGAGCGAGAUCAGCUACAGUGUCUGCAAGAAGGGGGCAGAGUAAAAACCCUCUCUAAACUCACUGUCCCCUCAUGUGAGUAUCCCAGAGUAGAAGUCAUCCCCAAUGUCGUUACCCAGAUGGCAGGGAGUGAUGCAAUAGUAGCAUGUAGUGCCUCUGGAGCUCCAGCCCCUGUGGUCUCCUGGAACGUGAACUCUACUGACCAUCCACCACUUACAACUGCCUAUGAGACUAAAACUUCAGAUUUGCAGUCCAUGCUGACCCUGACAGGUCUGUCCCCCAGUGACAACGGGAGAGAAAUCACCUGUAAUGCAGAGAACAUUGUGGGCCAAAACGAAGCCUCCGUCACCCUCAACAUACGUUUCCGCCCAAUCAUCCUGCAGCUGUACGAGCCUGAGCGGAGCCAUGACUGGUGCAUUCCGUUCAGCGUGACAGGCAACCCCAAGCCUGAGCUGCAGUGGUACCACCAGGGCCAGCCACUGGAGGAGCAGGACUACAUUAAAACACAAAUACAUGAGUCAACAGAGAGCGAGUACCAUGGCUGCUUGCAGCUGGACAUCCCCACACACAUCCACAAUGGCGUCUACACGCUGGUGGCCACCAACGAAUUUGGUGAAGACCAGAAGAAUGUCACAGCACACUUUAUGCACAUUCCUGACGUGGAGCACUCAGGAACAGAUGAGUUCUACUAUGAUACAACUACUCCUCCAGAGAUUCCACCACAGGAAGACAAAGUUGCUGUAUAUGUGGUGGUGGGAAUAGCUGGGGUUGCACUAACUGGAUGCAUCUUGAUGCUGAUCUUUCUCAAGUAUGGAAGAAGCUCAAAGUUUGGCCUGAAGGGUUCCUCCUCAGUUAUCAGCAAUGACGACGACUCAGCAAGUCCACUCCACCAUGUCUCCAAUGGUAACAACACGCCAUCAUCCUCUGAGAUGGGCCCAGAUGCUGUCAUUAUUGGCAUGACCAAGAUACCGGUGAUUGAGAACCCACAGUACUUCCGUAACCCCAGCAGCAUGCUGAAAUCAGACACUUUUGUGCAACACAUCAAACGCCACAACAUAGUGCUUAAGAGAGAACUUGGAGAGGGGGCUUUUGGCAAAGUGUUCCUUGCCGAAUGCUACAACUUGUCACCAGACCAGGAGAAGAUCUUGGUGGCUGUUAAGACUUUAAAAGAAGCAAGUGAAAGUGGGCGGGCUGACUUCCACCGAGAGGCGGAGCUCUUGACUAACCUGCAGCAUGAGCACAUCGUCACCUUCUAUGGCGUGUGUGUGGAGAGUGAUCCCCUCAUUAUGGUGUUCGAGUACAUGAAACACGGAGACCUCAACAAGUUCCUCAGGGCUCACGGGCCAGAUGCUGUGCUGAUGGCGGAUGGGCAGCAGAGUAUGCUGGUGGAACUGACUCAGUCGCAGAUGCUACACAUUGCUCAGCAGAUAGCAGCCGGUAUGGUGUAUCUGGCCUCACAGCACUUUGUUCACAGAGACCUGGCCACGCGCAACUGCCUGGUGGGAGAGAAUCUGCUUGUCAAGAUAGGGGACUUCGGCAUGUCCAGAGAUGUGUACAGCACUGAUUACUACAGGGUGGGCGGUCACACCAUGUUGCCCAUUCGCUGGAUGCCUCCAGAGAGCAUCAUGUACCGCAGGUUUACCACAGAGAGUGACGUGUGGAGCCUUGGGGUGGUGCUGUGGGAGAUCUUUACCUAUGGCAAGCAACCCUGGUACCAGCUCUCCAACAAUGAGGUGAUUGAGUGCAUCACACAAGGCCGUGUACUGCAGAGGCCUCGGACCUGUCCAAAAGAGGUGUAUGACCUGAUGCUGGGCUGCUGGCAGCGCGAACCCUACAUGAGACUCAACAUCAAAGAGAUUCACAAUCUGCUCCAGAGCCUGGCCAAGGCCUCACCUGUUUAUCUGGACAUCCUGGGCUGACCGUCUGUGUAUGUAUGUGUGAGGAUAUGUUUGUCUGUGUGCCAUUGCUUGUGCUUCUGCCUCUUCACCACAUAGACUAAAGGCCUUAAAGUUGAUUGUGUGCGUUUCUGGGGUUUUUUGCCUCCCUCUGGAGACAUGCCCUGCAUCAAAUUGUCCUUUUUUAAUUCUCUAUGUGCCAGAGGUGAACAAAGGGAAUCAGACAGAUCGUUAAUCACUAUUGUAAAUACUCAUCAUGGACAUGUAAUUUCUUUUUGUGUUUUCUCCUCUCAAUGAAUGGAGAAAAGUUCUGCAGAAUGACAAAGAAACAAUGCAACAGUAAGAAAAAAACUGCAAAAAUUAAAAACAGAGGCUCUUUGAUUAGGUCAUGCUUAAGCUUACAUGUGUCAAGGACAAUGUAGACAAUUGUGAACUAUGAACUUUUGUUGGAAAAAAGGAAAACUUUCUUGUGGAUUUAACAGCAUAUUGUUCUCUUUUUUCCUGCCACCAGUGCCAUUUUUAUUUACACUUAUUGGAUUAAGAUGGACAUUACAAGAAAGUUCUAUUUUGGAGGCCCAUUAAUUAGCACAACAUUGUUGCUGUCCUGACCACACUUUGUGAUUAACCUAGUGUGGACUGUGAAACACUGGUGGAAGAACAAUCAUUUAAUCACCAGUUUCUUUUAUUUGUAGCUUGAUUCAUUCAUUUAUGUAUCCACUUGAAUGGGGUUGGUGCCAUUUCUUUUUUUUAAUGUGGUGAAUAUGCAUUGUAUCUUUCACAGUCUUAACCAAGUAACAGAAGCACAGAGACAAAGAGGCACCCAGGAAUCUUUCAUGCUGGAAAGUUGAUGCAAUUCAGUUGUUGCUGUAAGGCUGUUGCACAGGGGACAGGUAUUAAUUCAUCCAUUUUGUUAAUUUACUGAUUCAUCGGUUUCUUUGGUGUUGGUGAGAGCACAUUGGCACAGUCACCAGCAGUGGUGUUCCACAAUGUCCUUGGGCCAGUACAAUGGCUGCCUCUUUACGCAUUUAAGGACUACUUCAGGGCCUUAUUGACGUCUUGCUAACUGGUUCAUGGUUACAGCAAUGACUGCAUCAUAGGGUACUUACUCAGCGGCAAAAAGUGAACAGAUUUGUGUUGUUUCAGCAUUGUCUCCAUGUUAUUUGUUGUAUCUUGUGUUGCCAAUUGGAUGGAUGUUGCCUUUUGGAAGAUUUGUUUUCUUCUUUUUGUUUAGGGGUUAUAGAUCACAGACAUUGACUAUGGCACGACAACCCCCGCUGAAAAGACGGAUUUCAUUUGCACUUAUGAUUUCCCAUAGUUAUCAGUUUUAUAUGAUCGAUUAUCUACUAUGAAAUAACCUUUUAAUAGUGUGUCAGUAAUCUUCUGUGAUGUUUCUUUUUCAAUGUCUCGUGGGCAGUUUCAAAGCGAUGGAUUUGGUGGGCACUGUGACGUAAGCAUUGAUGUGAGAGUGGUAUGAUGGGAACUUGGCCAUCCCUGAGGUCACCUCCAGACAACACAGACCCUAUGAAGGGACAGCCAGGGUUCCAUGUCUGUGUGCUUCAACCCCACCAAAUAUGUGAAAAAAGGAAGAAAUAACUUAUUGCAAGUCACCGUACCAACUCUACAUCUGAUUAUUACACUUAAGUAAAUGAAGCACUAACUUUCCAUAAUACAUAACUGACUUUGACUGACCAACUUCUCACUUGUUCAUUACUACACCAAACUACACUUAUUCACAGCUAGAUUUACCAUUCUAACAUUACAGUAUGGCAAAUUCUCCUGUAUAUGGUUAACUCCUUAUUCAUUCAGUGGAUGUCCUCAUGAUAUCCUUUCUGCUAGUGACAUGCUGUGAGUGGUUUUUCGUGAGUGCAAAGUGACAAAGCUCUGAAAAAGUGUUGCACCAAGUGAGUGCGAAAUCAGAAUGUAAAUAACAUUAGAAACAUUUGUUGUCCUUUGUACCCUGAUGUUGGGCUCUUUCUAAGCUGUCUCUGUAUCAGCGACAUGUAUUUUUUCAGGCAUCCCUUCACAGUGUUUCUAAACAUUUCAAGAACUGGUCAGCACUGGUCAUCUGUGAACCAGUGAUUAUGAAGCAUUAUAAAAUAUCUGAGCUGUAACCUUCCUUUCUGUUGACUGCUCAUAUUUUUGUAAAAUUCAAAUAAUUGUAAGCACUGCAAAAAUGCACAGAAAGAGAUAUAUGUCUUUGAAGAUAUGGUAUUUGUCCAUCAGGCAGAUCCUUUAUUUUAGAAGUAGGAUGUUAUGAAGAGUGCUUUAUUUGAUGUAAAGAACUGAUAUCCAGAUUUCCUUGCUAAAAAAGCAUCAGUUAGCCAACUGUUGGCUAAAUUAGCCCAAACCUGGUUUUGAGAGAAAAAAAUAAGCAAGAAAAUAAUGUAGAAAAUUUGCACACAAUAAAUAUUUGGUCUAAACCAUUAUGCUAAGACCUAAGACUCUGUCUAAACCCAGAUUUUUUAUGCUUCGUUUUUGUGCGUUGACAGACUGACUUAAAAGUUAACUUAAUUGAACAAAGAUGGAUUUUCUUUUUUUUUUUUUUACUUUUUACUAUAGAGAUGUGUCAGCUCUAAAUAGCCAGCCUGUACUUCAUAUACUUCAUAGCCCAUGCUGUACAGUAAAAAAAAUAAAUAAAUAUAUAUAUAUAUAUUUUAUAUAUAUAUAUAUAUAUAUAUAUAUAUAUAUGCAUACACACAAUGUUCUUUAAAAACAGCUGUCAAGACAUGUUACUAAGGAAGGAAACAUUUCUCCUGGGCCACAAGCAACAUGCGUGUAAAUACAAUUUUGUGUGAUAAUGUACUGUAUAAAUUUAUUUCUGUGCUUUUUCACAAUAUAGUGAGAAUAUUUUUGUUUGGAUUUUCUCUAUAAAUCUAACUGAAUUUCUUAUUUACAAACAAAUUAAACCUUAAAAGAAGUAUUACUUUGCCCUCCUUGUUACAAUUUUGUAAGGGCAGGUUGCCAUAAACACAGUUCCAUCUAGGUCAGGACCACCUGUCCACCCCAUUGUCCUUAAAAGUUUAACUUCUAACCAAUGUGUUUAUUCACUGAUGAACUGUGACUGGGCGCUGGAACACUGUAUUACUUUAUCCUUGUUCCUAUUUAAAACAAACAAAGAAAAAUAACUUUUUUUAUUUCUCUUUCUUUUGGAGGUACUCUGUUUUAGCCCAAUUUUGGCUGAGUAUGACUGUGUGUGAGUAUGUGUGUGUGUGUGUGUGUGUGUGUGUGUGUCCGGGGCAUACCUGAGCAUAGUGUCCGUGCGAGAGUGUUAGUUGCAUUUAUUUCUUUUGCUCCUGGCAGACUCGAUCUCUCACUGCUUAGAUAUCAGUAUUCUAUGCUUUGUGCAUCCUGUGAGCAGCUUCUCUGCAGUCAGUGGAAAUGUUCCUUGUAAUACUGUGCAUUUAAUAAAGGUGGUAUGUCUUACAAGA